Messenger RNA from Hyaloscypha bicolor E, 1426 nucleotides. Its product is annotated as putative 3-beta hydroxysteroid dehydrogenase/isomerase. The transcript has 3 exons. Gene Ontology annotation, molecular function: oxidoreductase activity, acting on the CH-OH group of donors, NAD or NADP as acceptor. NCBI's taxonomy places the organism in Eukaryota, Fungi, Ascomycota, Leotiomycetes, Helotiales, Hyaloscyphaceae. The record is from RefSeq and is a predicted model, not a curated record. The coding region runs from base 254 to 1288 and encodes 344 amino acids.
GAAUACUACCAUUCCGAUCGCAAUUGAAGUUUCAUUGCAUCAUCAUUGUUCAAUGUCCGGAUAGUUCGUCCGGUUCAGAUGUCGUCGCAAGUAUAUUUAAGAUGGGAUUCAAUUCCAUUCUCUCAUUCACUUCAUUGUUCAUCGCACCUUCUUCAUCCACCAAGAUCCCAGUGCUCUCAAUUCCCAAGCCUCAUCUCAACCUUCGAUUUUUAAACAAAAACACCCCGGCAGCCUCUCUUCAUCCCAAUCCACCAUGGCAGGAGAUCUCAUUCUCAUCACUGGUGUCUCGGGUUACAUCGGAUUUAAGACUCUCAUUCUCGCACUCGAAGCGGGAUUUCAAGUACGAGCUGUCAUCCGCAAAGCUGAACAGGCGAAGAAACUCGAGUCCCACAUACGCGUCGCACCUUAUGUGGCCCAGCUCCAAUGGUCCAUUAUCCCCGACCUCUCGGACACCAAUUCCUUCGAUUCUCACUUAAAGGGAGUGGUGGGUAUCCUCCAUUUGGCCUCGCCACUGGCAAACGAGACCGAUGACUACGACCGUGACAUCAUCGCCCCUGCCAUCAAAGUCACCCUCGCGGUGCUCAGCGCCGCUCAGCGCACACCCUCAAUAAAACGGGUAGUCAUCACCUCCUCAGCCGUCACCCUUGUCCCCUUCACCUGGAUGUUUGGUCCUGCCCCUCCCACCCCUGACCUCACGCUCUUCACAUCCGCCGACAUCGACUCUAAGCCAGCCAAACCGUAUUCCUCAGCUAUGGAAGCUUAUUUCGCCUCAAAAACGCUCUCACGCAUUACCACAAAACAAUUCAUGGAGAAGGAGAGGCCAAAUUUCGAGUUCGUAAAUCUCCUGCCGACAGUGGUUUUCGGGCCGGACGAACUGGCUACGAAUGUGACCGAGCUGAUGACGAGCUCCCGCGCUAUGGUGCUGGGGAUGCUCAUGGAUAUGACAAUGCCUGAGAUGAUCGGGGCGUCGGUGCAUGUCGAUGACGUCGCGAAGGCUCAUAUCGAUGGCUUGAAACCGUCUGUUCCUGGAAAUAAAGACUACAUCCUGAGCUCAGAUGCUCCGGAGGGAAUCUGCUGGGACGAUGCGAAGAGAGUUGUUCAGAAGAACUUUCCCGGGGCUGUAGAGAAAGGAGUUUUGAAGUUAGAGGGAAGAAUGAGGACGAGAACUUGGAGGUUGGAUACAAGAGAGACUCGGGAGGCGUUUGGCUGGGGACACGUCUCAUUUGAAGAGACAGUGAAAGAGCUAGUCAGGCAGUACUUGGGGUUUAUCGAGGCGGAGAAGAAGUAAUGAUGUUCACUUUUCUUAUAUUUGUCCCUCCUAGAGCGUUUCAUCCAACCAACACUGUUUCCUUCAUUCGUCUCGUCUCGUCCUGGGUUGAGAAGCCCUUCCAAGUAUUCCGAUCCACUCAAGCGGAAUCAGCUUAUC